Molecule: messenger RNA, 2736 nt
Organism: Lachancea dasiensis
Lineage: Eukaryota; Fungi; Ascomycota; Saccharomycetes; Saccharomycetales; Saccharomycetaceae
Source: the annotation of a GenBank genome assembly
AUGUCAGACAAUCGCAGCUCACCGGUCAGAGAUGCUGCAUCUUCUCCAAUGGCUGCCCCUCCUUCUUCUCUCGGAGGGUCAUCCCCGCCUCUGUUUUACAACCCGUCGUCAUCAUCCCAGCCGGACACGUACGAGAGCCAACAGAGACAGAGGACGGUAGGCUCUUCUCCUUUUCGCCCACAAAGGUCCUCUGAAUUUCGAGGAGGGGUUUCUUCUGAUACUUUCAGUUCUCAACGCAGAGCUCAGAGGAGAGGUGGACCCGACUCGGGCCGCUUCACAGAUCAAUCCAGCGAGCCAGAUCUGCUAUCAUCAUCGCUUUCAGGGCGCAUUUCACAGCGUGCUUCUCAACGUCGCAGUGAUUUACAUGCGUCUGAUCUUUCUUCCCCACGAAGAAUGGUCGAUUUGGACUCACAGCCUGCACCUAACUCUUCCUCUGACCCUGUGUCAGAAGCAGGUGAACCGUUGCGUAUCAUCUGGGGUACCAAUGUGAGUAUUCAGGAGUGUGCAACAAACUUCCGCAAUUUUCUAAUGUCAUUCAAGUAUAAAUUUCGCAAAACGCUGGACGGAAACGAGGAUUUAAUAACUGAAGAUGAGGAUGAAGAAUUGUAUUACGUUGAACGUUUAAAUCAAAUGCGCGAAAUAGGCUCUCUCAAUUUGAAUUUGGAUGCUAGAAACCUGCUAAGUUUCAAGCCUACAGAAAAGCUUUAUUAUCAACUGAUGAGUUAUCCUCAAGAAAUUGUGUCCAUCAUGGACCAGACCAUCAAGGACUGUAUGGUAUCAUUGGUGAUUGAUAAUAAUCUGGGGUCAAGUUUGGAUGAAGUAGAGUCCAAGUUUUACAAAGUCAGACCUUACAACAUAGAAACCAAGAAAGGCAUGCGAGAGUUGAACCCGAACGACAUCGAUAAGCUUAUAAGUGUCAAGGGUCUAGUUCUGCGGUCAACGCCUAUCAUUCCGGACAUGAAAGUGGCAUUUUUUAAGUGUAAUGUAUGUGACCAUACAAUGGUAGUAGAAAUUGACAGAGGUCUGAUCCAAGAACCCUCCAGAUGUCCGCGUGUUGCGUGUAACCAGCCAAACUCGAUGUCCUUAAUCCAUAACCGUUGCUCCUUUGCUGAUAAGCAAGUCAUUAAACUCCAAGAAACUCCUGAUACAGUGCCGGAUGGCCAAACUCCACACUCGGUGUCUCUCUGUGUGUACGAUGAACUGGUCGAUUCGUGUAGAGCGGGUGACAGGAUAGAAGUCACCGGAAUAUUUCGCUCGAUCCCCAUUAGAGCCAGCUCUAGACAAAGAGCUCUGAAGGCUCUAUACAAGACUUACCUUGAUGUUGUUCAUGUUAAAAAAGUGACCCGCGAUCGAAUGGGAGCUGAUACUUCGACCGUUGAGCAGGAAAUUUUGCAAAACGAGAUAAACCAUACCGACAUACGUGAGGUUACUAAGAUAACCGACGAACAGAUACGCAAGAUACAUGCAGUUGCUUCGAGAGGCGACGUAUAUGAUGUUUUAGCUCGUUCGCUGGCUCCGAGUAUCUACGAGUUGGACGACGUUAAGAAAGGAAUACUGUUACAGUUAUUCGGUGGUACUAAUAAAACGUUUACGAAAGGUGGUAGGUACAGAGGUGACAUUAAUGUGUUAUUGUGUGGCGAUCCAUCAACGUCGAAGUCUCAGAUUUUACAGUACGUUCACAAAAUCGCUCCUCGUGGUAUCUACACAUCUGGUAAAGGUUCUUCUGCGGUAGGUUUAACUGCAUAUAUCACGAGAGAUGUUGACACAAAACAAUUGGUGCUAGAAAGCGGUGCUCUGGUCUUAUCUGAUGGUGGUGUCUGUUGUAUUGACGAGUUCGACAAAAUGAGUGAUUCGACAAGAUCCGUUUUACAUGAGGUAAUGGAACAGCAAACUAUUUCGAUUGCCAAAGCCGGGAUUAUCACUACGCUAAACGCACGGACAUCCAUUUUAGCUAGUGCUAACCCAAUAGGGUCGCGGUAUAAUCCAAAUCUGCCUGUCACGGAAAAUAUUGAUUUACCUCCUCCACUGCUAUCAAGAUUUGACCUUGUAUAUCUCGUCCUUGACAAGGUUGAUGAGGCAACGGAUAGGGAACUUGCGAAGCACCUCACUAAUUUGUAUCUAGAAGAUGCUCCUGAUCACGAAAACGCUGAGGAUAUUUUGCCAGUCGAAUUUUUGACCACGUACCUCAACUAUGCGAAGCAGCAAUAUUCCCCGGUCAUUGGUGAGCAAGCGAAAACGGAGCUUGUUAGAGCUUACGUUACCAUGCGGAAGAUGGGUGACGACUCUAGGUCAGAUGAAAAAAGAAUUACUGCCACGACAAGGCAGCUCGAGAGUAUGAUCAGACUCUCAGAAGCACAUGCAAAGAUGCGAUUAUCUCGAGAGGUUGAACUUCAAGAUGUACAAGAAGCUGUGAGAUUAAUAAAAUCCGCCAUCAAGGACUACGCCACGGAUCCUAAAACGGGGAAGAUAGACAUGAGUCUUGUACAAACGGGUAAAUCCGUCGUGCAGCGUAAAAUGCAAGAGGAUUUGGCACGCGAGGUUUUGGCCGUCAUAGCGGGCCGUCCUAACCAUACUGUGACCUACAAUGAGUUGGUUCGGAGUAUCAACGAACAGUCGCAGGAUAAGGUUGAUGCCACAGAUAUCUCAGACGUUCUAGUUCGCUUGCAACAAGAGGACAAAGUCAUUGUGUUAGGAGAAGGCGUGAGACGCUCCAUCCGUCUCAAUGGUCGGAUCUGA